AUGACGGUAUACAGUCUCUAUAUUUACGAUAGACACUGCACCUGCAUCUACUAUCACGACUGGUCCCGCACAAAACGUCCAAAACCCGCAAGCAAAGAUGGCCUCCUCCCAGCCGUCUCGCGAGCGGUAUCAUAUCAACCACCAACCGCAGAUGGUGCACCUCCACCGAUGUCAACGUUCAGUAGCCCAAGGAACACUCUCGUAUCAAGCUCUGGCGUAGUAGUCGCAUUGAACGAAGAGCCAGAGCCUACCAACUUGAAACCGCCACCUUCAAGUUCGGGCUCUCAGAAUCAAGCUCCUCCAGCUCAGCCGGGAAGUGCACUUGCUUUUGAUGAAGAGGUCAAGCUGGUUUAUGGAGUGAUUCUGUCGUUACGGACUAUGAUGAAGAAACUCUCAAAGCGCGACGAGAACUUCACAUCCUACCGCACUUCAUCCUACAAACUCCACCUCUACGAGACCCCAACACUGUACAAAUUCGUCCUCCUCACAGACCCCAAAGCCGAAGGUCCCACAGUCCGGUUCGCACUCCGCCAGAUGUACGCAGGCCCGUUCCUCGAAUACGUCGUGCGCAACCCGCUGGUAAAAAUGGACUCACGCGAACGCGGGGUUGAUAAUGAAUACUUUCGAGCGAGUGUAGAUCGACUUGUUAGAGGACAGGCGUUCUUUAAUUGACGUCUUUUGCUGUGAGUUUCCCAUUUCAUGUGCAUCUGCGGCCGCCGACAUAAACGCACCGUUUAUCAGCAUAUACCGAGGAGACUAACGGACGUGCCUUGCUCACGCAAAGUUCACAAGCAUCUCAACAUUCUAAGGGUGUUCCAUGGUAUGAUUCUCGCGACGCGAAAGGAGCUCGGAAUGGAACAAUGGCGUGGUAAAUAAGACGGGACAGGAGACUGGAAAGUGCCGGCGGCGGGAAGUGCAUAUUCGAAGAUCACUGUAUGCAGCAAAGCACGAUGGAUUCUGGAUUAAUUGACACGAAGUGUCGCACUACUACAUACAGAUAGCCCAUUCAUGUUGUCAAUAGUUCCUGUAUCUCACUACCAGACUCCACUAUAGUAGGUCUAAAUAUACAAAUAAAAUUUCAAAC
Messenger RNA from Fomitiporia mediterranea MF3/22, 1084 nucleotides. Its product is annotated as TRAPP complex subunit bet5. The transcript has 4 exons. Gene Ontology annotation, biological process: endoplasmic reticulum to Golgi vesicle-mediated transport. Gene Ontology annotation, cellular component: TRAPP complex. NCBI's taxonomy places the organism in Eukaryota, Fungi, Basidiomycota, Agaricomycetes, Hymenochaetales, Hymenochaetaceae. The record is from RefSeq and is a predicted model, not a curated record. The coding region runs from base 1 to 672 and encodes 223 amino acids.